UUGAAGAGGUAAGGUCACGAGUGAACGAUAUACUUUUGAUUAAAGUAACGACUGAUUCCACGAAUAAGAUUUUUAAAAGCCAACAUGAUGUUUCUAAAAUGGUCAUUAAAUAUAUUAGUAUACAUUACUGCAAUAACCAUGGCUACUUUUACCAAUGAAAACGCAAAAAUUAAGUGCCAUAGCGUACCUAAUUACCGUAAUUCAUUGAACAACAACUGUAUAAUGCCGAUUCAUUACAAUCUGGACAUGAUAAUGUUACCAGGAAAAUUACUAAGUGGCGAGCUAAAUGUCACUUUUUAUAUUAAUUGUGAAAUAUCAAAUAUAACUCUACAUACUACAAGAUCCUUGCUUAUAGUGAUGUUUAGAUCGCCUAAUGGAACAAUCUAUAUUCCAAAUUCUGAUUAUUCGGAGAAUUUUGCUACUUUCAAUUUCAUUAAAUAUUUAUCGCCUGAAAAUACACACAUAGAUUGUGGAGUUUAUACAAUGUACGUGAAAUAUGAAAUCAUAUUUGUUCAUCGGCAUUAUGGAAUGUACUAUAUAAAAAGAGAAGAUAGAAGAGAUAAAGAGUUUCUAUUCGCAACUUUACUUCAACCGAGAAAUGCUCGACAAUUAUUUCCGUGUUGGGACGACCCAAAAUUAAAAGCAACUUUUAACAUCACCGUCAAAUUCGAUACGGGAUACAAUGCUAAAUCGAAUACGAUACCAAUAAAAGUCGAAGUUUUGUAUAACAGGAUGAUACGUUUACUGUUCCACAUGACACCUAAAAUUUCUGUAAACGAUGUCACGAUUAUAAUGUUUGAUUUGCAAUCAGAUUAUAUUUCCAAGAUAAACAAUAUCUCUUUUUGGAGCAAAUGGGAUUUGAUACCUUACAUGAAAUGGGCGCAAUAUGUUGCUGGAAAUGUAAGCAUGUAUUUAGAAAACAAUUGGAGGAUUAUUUCGAGAAGCGAGCCAAAAAUGGAUUAUGUAGUUUUUCCGAUAGAUUUGACCGAGUAUAAAAAGCGGAAUUGUGGAGUGAUUUUAUUCAGAAAAAAAUGGUACAGGACUUUUCGACUCAGUUUUCUACGAGGAAUAUCGCCAUAUAAAUAUUGGGUGCCAAUUAAGUGACACCCUGUAUACAUAUAUGUAUAUAUAU
Nylanderia fulva is the source of this 1132-nucleotide messenger RNA. NCBI's taxonomy places the organism in Eukaryota, Metazoa, Arthropoda, Insecta, Hymenoptera, Formicidae. The record is from RefSeq and is a predicted model, not a curated record.